This is a messenger RNA of Phytophthora sojae, 405 nucleotides long. RefSeq lists its product as hypothetical. The transcript has a single exon. The record is from RefSeq and is a predicted model, not a curated record. NCBI's taxonomy places the organism in Eukaryota, Oomycota, Peronosporomycetes, Peronosporales, Peronosporaceae. Bases 1 to 405 code for a protein of 134 amino acids. Gene Ontology annotation, molecular function: protein binding.
AUGACGCUAAACGACAUUAUCCAGUGGCUGUGCACGCUUGGAGAGGAGGUGGCCCAGAUUCCGACACGAGAUCUCAUAAAUAAGGAAACGAACUCCUAUGGGGCAUUGCCCAUGGGCACGGCAGCCUGGAGAGGGCACUUGCGGGUGAUGCAGUGGCUAUACGAGAAUGGGGCCGUGGUGAACGCGAGGGACAGAUACAACCGAACAGCGUUGCACUGGGCGUCGUGCAGGGCUGACCUCCACGUUAUGGAGUGGUUAGUGAGCAAGGGGUCCUUUGACGUUAACGGAACAGGUUCUGAAGGUCGGACGGCGCUUCAUGAGGCGGCUGAGGUAGGGCGCGUCCACGUGGUGCGGUGGCUGCUUGAUAGAGGUGCCGAAAUCGACAAGCAGGACGAUGAAGGCUGA